GAGUUCAAAGCUUUUUUUCUGUGCUUUGCUGUCUUUGUUGUUAUCACCUCAGGAGCGACGCUGUUUAAAUGGGAAGCAGACGAGAAAAAGGUAAGACGGACUUGCUGCCGUUUUUAUUCAUUUUUGGGAAUUUAGUAUCCACUGAAGGUGAGGGGGCAUUCAAAAUAAAGCAAUAAUCUCGGGUUGUAAUCCAAUCUAAAAUCUACAAUCCUGCUGGGGACGGAGUAAUAUGCAUUCUCUUACAAGAUUCAAUUUUUGAAAGCCUGGACUACUAGUGUAGCUUUGCAAACAAAAUGAGCGCAAUCGUAGAUGUAAGGCCAGUAGAUCAAGGUUCAAAGUGCCGGUUUUGCGUUGACCAAGGCAACAUUACAACUUUCUCAGCCUGCGGAUAAAAUGCUACCAGUACGGCCAUUCAAAUAAACGCUACUUGGCAAUGCUUCCAUCAGUGAUAUUGUUCGUUGCGCUAUACAAGGUAAACACUUUCUGACUUUUGAGACUACUGAAAAAUCUUCGCAUAAAAUGUACAUGCCUCAUGAAUAUUUUUUGUGUUUCUUACAAGUACAGAUCAGGAGUUUCCAAACAAGAAGGAUUGACAGUAUGUUUUUUUCCUCGCAGGGGACGACAUCGGAAUACAAAGUUGAAGUUAAGGAUGGAAACAAAGAAGUAAAUGAAACAAUUAAGAUCGACACCGGAAAGAAAACAGAAACCGUCCACAUUUCAAGUGAGGGCCGCGGCGCUGGAAAAGUCGGUAUUCUUUUCGACUUCAAGCAGGUGUGUACAAUAGAGGGACUUAGUGAUUAGGAGCCUCCGUUUUCUUUCCUUCCUUUCUUCUCUUUUUGCAGUUUGGCCUUCUUUUCAUCUUUCCUUUCCUUUUGAGUGACUGUCAUUGAUCAGUGACUACUAAUGAUUUCUUCGCCCAUGCAUACCGUAAAUCGUACGUGCCAACCGGCAAGUUAGCUAAUUCACUGUCUUCUUUGUUUCUUGACGCAGAACAUUGCUAUGUACCGACUGUCUAAAUCGAAAGCCUGUUUUUUGAGCGACUCUACUGGCAAUCAGUUAAAGCCUGCCGAUCUCAAAAAACUGCUUGAAAUGGUAAGUGAGUACACGACAAUAAUUUCUUAAAAUAAACAAAUUGCUUUCUGUUAUUUGGUUAUUUAUUUUCUGUGCACGUUUCCCUCGCGGACGGCAAUUUCGAAAAACUAGUUGUCGUUCACUUUCUCAUCAUCAUCUUGUCUGCGAUAUUAUCAUUAAGGUUUAUGCAUCUUCGCUUUCUUUUCCUUCAUGAAUCGAAGCCAGGUACCAGCAAGGGAAAAAUCCAGGGGAAAACUGAAUAUGUGGUUGUUGGCACUCUCGAUGAUCGCUCGUUCCUGAGUGAUGAAAUGGCCACCAUGUGCACUAAACUGCCGAUUUAUCACAUCAAGCAGAAAAACCCCAAGGUC
Porites evermanni is the source of this 1439-nucleotide messenger RNA. NCBI's taxonomy places the organism in Eukaryota, Metazoa, Cnidaria, Anthozoa, Scleractinia, Poritidae. The record is from the annotation of a GenBank genome assembly.